AUGUCAAAUAACGGCCUAGACACUCAAGACAAACCUCCAGCCCCUCCGAUGAGAAACACCAGCACUAUGAUUGGAGCUGGCAGCAAAGACUCUGGAACCCUAAACCACGGUUCCAAACCUCUGCCACCAAACCCAGAGGAAAAGAAAAAAAAGGACCGAUUUUACCGAGCCAUCUUACCUGGAGAUAAAACAAAUAAAAAGAAGGAGAAGGAACGGCCAGAGAUUUCUCUUCCUUCAGAUUUUGAGCACACAAUUCAUGUUGGUUUUGAUGCUGUCACAGGCGAGUUUACAGGGAUGCCGGAGCAAUGGGCCCGCUUGCUUCAGACAUCAAAUAUCACAAAGUCGGAGCAGAAGAAAAACCCGCAGGCUGUUCUGGAUGUGUUGGAAUUUUAUAACUCAAAGAAGACCUCCAACAGCCAGAAGUACAUGAGCUUUACAGGUAUGGAGAUUAAUGUGAAGGCAGUGUCUGAGACCCCCGCAGUGCCACCAGUUUCAGAAGAUGAAGAUGAUGAUGAUGAUGCUACCCCACCUCCAGUGAUUGCUCCACGCCCAGAGCACACAAAAUCUGUAUACACACGGUCUGUGAUUGAACCACUUCCUAUUACUCCAACUCGGGAUGUGGCUACAUCUCCCAUUUCACCUACUGAGAAUAGUAUCACUCCACCUGAUGCUCUGACCCGGAAUACUGAGAAGCAGAAGAAGAAGCCUAAGAUGUCUGAUGAGGAGAUCUUGGAGAAAUUACGGAGCAUAGUGAGUGUGGGCGAUCCUAAGAAGAAAUACACACGGUUUGAGAAGAUUGGACAAGGCGCUUCGGGCACUGUGUACACGGCCAUGGAUGUAGCCACGGGACAGGAGGUGGCCAUUAAGCAGAUGAACCUUCAGCAGCAGCCGAAGAAAGAGCUGAUUAUUAAUGAGAUCCUGGUCAUGAGGGAAAACAAGAACCCAAAUAUUGUGAACUACUUGGACAGUUACCUCGUGGGAGAUGAGCUAUGGGUUGUCAUGGAAUAUUUGGCUGGAGGUUCUUUGACAGACGUGGUAACGGAAACUUGCAUGGACGAAGGUCAGAUCGCAGCUGUGUGCCGUGAGUGCCUGCAAGCUUUGGAGUUUCUGCAUUCGAACCAAGUUAUUCAUAGAGACAUCAAGAGUGACAACAUCCUGUUGGGAAUGGAUGGCUCUGUCAAGCUAACUGAUUUUGGAUUUUGUGCUCAGAUCACCCCAGAGCAGAGCAAACGGAGCACCAUGGUGGGAACACCGUACUGGAUGGCACCAGAGGUUGUGACCCGGAAAGCCUAUGGGCCUAAGGUUGACAUUUGGUCCCUUGGCAUCAUGGCUAUUGAAAUGAUUGAAGGGGAGCCCCCAUACCUCAAUGAAAACCCUCUGAGAGCCUUGUACCUUAUUGCCACCAAUGGGACGCCAGAGCUUCAGAACCCAGAGAAGCUGUCAGCUAUCUUCCGAGACUUUCUGAACCGCUGUCUUGAGAUGGAUGUGGAGAAGAGAGGUUCGGCUAAAGAACUGUUGCAGCAUCAGUUUCUGAAGAUUGCCAAGCCUCUCUCCAGCCUCACUCCACUGAUUGCUGCAGCAAAGGAGGCAACCAAGAACAGUCACUAA
This is a messenger RNA of Rangifer tarandus platyrhynchus (Svalbard reindeer), 1608 nucleotides long. Lineage: Eukaryota; Metazoa; Chordata; Mammalia; Artiodactyla; Cervidae. The record is from the annotation of a GenBank genome assembly.